AUGACAGACCAAAUUGGUAGUCUUGGCCGUAGCGCUCUUCUUUACGCCGGUGAGUCUGCAUCCCCACCCCCUUACAGUAUAGUAUAUCUAACGAAGUCACAAGUCGAUCUUGCUGAUUCUUGCCCCGCCCCACGUCAUCGUCUGGCAACAGACACGCUGUUCAUCGUUGAAGACCAUCACAGACGAUGUAUCGAUACUGCUUUCCUGGGAGUCGAACGAUUGAGCCAGUCUAUACGUGACCCCGAAAAUCAGCAACUUUCCCAAGAGGCUGCAGCGGUAUGUCGGAGAUACGAUAAAUAUCGGUGUUCCCUCCUAGGAUUCCGUGAAUUUCAUCCUGAUAGAAUGAUACUGAACGAAAAUGGACACUCAAGUAUACACUUUAAAGCCUGUACAAGGUCAGACUCGGCGCCAACUCUGAGAGAGCUAGAGCAGAGAUGGAGAUGCGCAGAGAAAGAUCUGGUAUAUUGUAAGAUUCAGAAAUGGGAUCAAGAAUUUAGGAGGGCUUUGAAAGGCUCUAUACAAAGUACGAGAUUAGCAACGGCUUCUUUGCGAGGCAGUAUGGACACAGCCCAUAUCAAUGAAGAGGAGAAGGGCGAAGAAGUAGACAGUAAGGCAAUACCGAAUAAUGACUCAAUUGCGAAUUUGGAUGAAGCCGGAGAUCGAUUAUUUGACGAUGAGUUCAGAUCUCUACUCGAUGUGGAUCUUCAGAAAUUCAUCGAGGGUGCUUCCACGACAGGACAAAUUGGGCAGAAAGACACCCACCAAGCUGUUACAACACGUGACCAUCCAAGUGUAAGUGCGAGCAAUCGCCUCGACGAAGUAUAUUCCUCCCUUGAGAAGGCGGAAACCUCCUACAGAAGGCUGGAAUCCUUCCUAUGGGAGAGCGAACAGAAUCUGUUUGAUCCUGGUCUUCUUAGAAGGUACAACAAGAUUCUGAACCAGGAUAUAGCUUUGUGGGAUGAAUGGAUCUCAAUGAGAGAAGACGUAUCGAUGAUCAGAGAGUGUCAUAGUGAUAGAUCGAGCUUGAGUCACAUAACGUGA
Molecule: messenger RNA, 1041 nt
Organism: Kwoniella botswanensis
Lineage: Eukaryota; Fungi; Basidiomycota; Tremellomycetes; Tremellales; Cryptococcaceae
Exons: 1
Coding region: 1-1041 (346 amino acids)
Source: RefSeq, a predicted model, not a curated record